CACAAUCAUCCACGACGAUUCUCGGUUUCCCCAGCAAAUUCUCCCUCGGCAAAUCUUCCGAAGAAGCAUUAUUUAGCCUCAGAGCGUCACUGCUUUUUCCAGAUCUCUUUUUUGACAUCAGCCGAAUCCACAACUUCGCCCGCAAAAAGGCGCAACCCCGCCAAAAUGUCGCUCACAAAUUGUCGGUUCUACGAGGAGAAGUACCCGGAGGUUGACAGUUAUGUUAUGGUCAACGUUAAGCAGAUUGCCGAAAUGGGUGCCUACGUGAAGCUUCUCGAAUAUGACAACAUUGACGGCAUGAUUCUGCUCUCUGAGCUUUCGCGGAGACGUAUUCGUAGUAUCCAGAAGCUCAUCCGCAUUGGCCGCAACGAGGUCGUUAUUGUGCUCCGUGUGGACAAGGAGAAGGGUUACAUUGAUCUGUCGAAGCGACGAGUUUCUCCAGAAGAUGUUAUCAAAUGCGAAGAGAGGUACAACAAGAGCAAGGCUGUCCACUCGAUUCUGCGACAUGUUGCAGAGGCAACUCAGACCCCUCUUGAGACGCUAUACCAGCAGAUCGCCUGGCCGUUGAACCGAAAAUACGGCCACUCGCACGAUGCUUUCAAGAUCUCAAUCACGAACCCCGAUGUUUGGGCCGAUGUCGAAUUCCCCAAUGAAGCCGUGAAAAAGGAGCUGACUCAGUACAUUGGCAAGCGACUUACACCCCACCCGACGAAAGUGCGCGCGGAUAUUGAAGUCACCUGCUUUGGUUAUGAUGGUAUCGAUGCGGUCAAGAACGCUCUGCGGACCGCUGAGGCAGAGAACACUCCUGAGAACCAAAUAAAGGUCAAACUGGUUGCUCCUCCGCUCUAUGUCUUGACUAGCCAAUGUCUGGACAAGACACACGGUAUCAAGAUGCUUGAAGAAGCCAUUGAACGGAUUGAGACCACGAUCAAAGCGUCUGGCGGUGGCUGCACUGUUAAGAUGGCUCCCAAGGCUGUUACGGAGCACGAUGACGCUGCUCUUCAGGAGCUCAUGGAGAAGCGCGAGCGUGAGAACAUGGAGGUCAGCGGAGACGAGAGCCAGUCUGAGAGCGACGAGGGUGUCCCCGAAUAAAUAUGUGCGUCAUUGUUUAAGUGCCGCUUUGAGUCUUCCCUCAGGAAGAUGGGGUGGUCGGCCAGACGCCUCCCGCGUUCGUGUCAUGCUGUAAGCAGUUCUGAGUCGGGUUGGCACGCUGCGAGAUGAAGUAGACGGACAAAAAGUUCAUUAGAAAGGUUUCGAACGUGUCACGAAUUAUGAGACGAAGGACGUUUUAGCUUGCGAAGAGGAGGAAUUUGGAGCAACAGCAGAGUCUUAAACGAAACUCCUUGGAUGGGAUUCGGUCGUUCUAUCAGUGCGACGUGCGGUAUCCUCGAUCUGUGGAUACUGCGUCGAGUUCUUUCUCUGAGGUUGGAAACUUCCAUGAUCGUUACCCUAGUUCCGAUGUACAUAAGCUUCUUCAUCUGUGAUUCACCGCCGGUGACCGGCUUAGACAUCUACCCUAUCAAGCUGCUUGAAUGUUGAGAGUUCGUCCAGUG
This is a messenger RNA of Aspergillus nidulans FGSC A4, 1553 nucleotides long. Its product is annotated as translation initiation factor eIF2 subunit alpha. The transcript has 4 exons. NCBI's taxonomy places the organism in Eukaryota, Fungi, Ascomycota, Eurotiomycetes, Eurotiales, Aspergillaceae. The record is from RefSeq and is a predicted model, not a curated record. Gene Ontology annotation, biological process: formation of translation preinitiation complex; translational initiation. Gene Ontology annotation, cellular component: multi-eIF complex; eukaryotic 48S preinitiation complex; eukaryotic translation initiation factor 2 complex. Gene Ontology annotation, molecular function: methionyl-initiator methionine tRNA binding; GTP binding; nucleic acid binding. Bases 166 to 1092 code for a protein of 308 amino acids.